This is a messenger RNA of Sinocyclocheilus anshuiensis, 639 nucleotides long. Its product is annotated as anaphase-promoting complex subunit 1-like. Gene Ontology annotation, biological process: metaphase/anaphase transition of mitotic cell cycle; anaphase-promoting complex-dependent catabolic process; protein K11-linked ubiquitination. NCBI's taxonomy places the organism in Eukaryota, Metazoa, Chordata, Actinopteri, Cypriniformes, Cyprinidae. Gene Ontology annotation, molecular function: molecular adaptor activity. The coding region runs from base 1 to 639 and encodes 212 amino acids. The transcript has 4 exons. Gene Ontology annotation, cellular component: anaphase-promoting complex. The record is from RefSeq and is a predicted model, not a curated record.
AUGAGUCUGUUUGAGUCCCGUCUCCAGUACGUUUCAGACAGUGCUCUGAGAGUAGUGUACACCUGCCACGAGCCCUCCAUUAUCAUGACAUACGACACACAGCAGUGCACACACACUGUCUGGACCCUGCGCAAAGUCACACCUGAGGUAUGUCUGUUUGAGUCCCGUCUCCAGUACGUUUCAGACAGUGCUCUGAGAGUAGUGUACACCUGCCACGAGCCCUCCAUUAUCAUGACAUACGACACACAGCAGUGCACACACACUGUCUGGACCCUGCGCAAAGUCACACCUGAGGAGCAGACGACAGUGUUAAAGUGUCCAGACCAACCUGGGCCGGUUCACACUCCCAAUGCGGCCCCCAGCUUCCUCAGCACCCACCUGAGAAAUGUGACCCGGCUGGACUCGCCUGCCUCGCCCUUACACUGCCACGCCCUGCACAACCAGAGCCGAAUCCCCACCUCCCCAGGCCUGCACUCACGUGUUCACUCGCCCAGCAUUUCAAACAUGGCUGCUCUCAGGUAUGUCCAUGCAGGAGGUUACUGGAUACGUUUGGAAAAACAUACUAUUCAUGCUUUUUCUGCAGUAUGUAUACUGUACACAGGAUGCAAAUUUGCUGUAGGCAGUAGAAGUGUUAUAUGA